AAAUAAAUAAAUGAAUUCUUUAAGUUUCAGAAUGUGUUAAGUUUUAGAAUGGGAUUCUCCAGUUCCCUUCAGGGCGAGACAGCGCACGAAGCGCUUCUCGCACGCCAAGACGCCGAGCUCCGGCUAUUGGAGAACAUGAAGCGUUGUUUGGCCCUAAGGAUUAAAUGUGAUCGCGAAUAUGCGAUUUCACUCAACACCGCGAUUCUACAGGCGCAGAAGAUGGACAAGGUUGAGAUGGCUGGGAGCCUGGUGGCUCAGAGUUGGAGCAUAUUCAUCGACGAGACGGAGAAGCUGGUGAAGGUGGUUAAGGAGAACGCAGAUCAGAUGGCCUCGAAGACCUUGGAGACCCUCGGGACGUUAUUCGUUGAGAAGAGGAUGAACAGGAAGAUGUAUUCAGAGGAGCAUACAAGGAUAUGUAAUGAUCUUCAUAAACUUCAGGAGAAUGUUCAGAAAUUACGAUUAGAAUAUGAGCGAUGUAUGGAUCAGUAUACAGGAGCUAAAGCAAAGCUAGAAGAACAAAAAUCUAAAGGAUCUAAACGUUUAGAUGAAUACAAGGAGAGAUAUUCUAAGACGAGUAGGAAGCUGCAUUUGGUGCAUAAUGAGUAUGUGCUGCUCCUGUGCGAAGCUGCUGAGUUUGAGCGGGAUAUGCGAACCAUCCUUCUCCCAGGACUACUGGAACACCAACAAGCUGUACAGGAAGAUGCUACUGACAGAUGGAAGAUGAUUCUACAGGAAGUGUCAAGAUGUACAAACCUAUCCAGCGCUAAGUGUCAGGAAUCCCAGGCUAAAAUAGAGAAAAGUGUUAACAGCAUUAAAUCCUCGGAAGAAUACUCAGAGUUUAUCGAGAGAAACAAAACCUCUCCGCCCAAACCCAUCAUCUUCAAGUUUGACCCGUCACUGCUGGAGAACUCCGGGUGCAAGCUAAAACCAAACGAGAUCUCGGUGGACGAGUACACCGUCGAUGUGCUGAGGGCGAAGCUGAGGGAGAACGAGGCUGAGUUGAAGGAAACCAAGAACUUGAUUAAGGAGAAGCAGACACUAGUUAUACAGUAUGAUACAGAGUUUCAAACUGUUCAGUUUAAAUCUGAUCCACUGAGCUUCUCUAGAAAAUUCACCUUGAAGAAAACCAUGGAUAUUCUGAAGAAAGAAAUCAAUGAACUAAGGUGUAUAGAGCAGAAGGUGGGUAGGCAAAAUGAACUUAUCUCCGGGUCUUUAACCGACCUUGGCUGUGAACAACCUGCCUGUGAUAUAUCUGGUAGUUCCAACAACCUAGAGAGCCUUUCCCCGACCUCCACCGAGGACACCCAGAGCCAGUCCUCCAUUGGGAAGAAGAAGUCUGCUCACGUGAUCAAUAUUCUUCGGAAACCUUUCGCGCGGAAAACUGAAAGUCCUAACAGAGCAACAACCAGCCUUCCCAUAGAACUAGAGGAACCGGAAGAUGUUAGUCCUGUUCCGCCCGUCCUAGCAGCGGAUACGGUAUCGGAGAGGUCCUUGGAGGAGGAACUCUGGUUCCAUGGUGUUCUUCCCCGGGAGGAAGUGGUUCGUCUGCUCCAGAACGACGGAGAUUUCCUGGUGAGAGAAACAGUUCGUAAUGAUGAGAAGCAAACCGUUCUCUCCGUGAUGUGGGUUUCUCCUAAACAUUUUAUAGUUCAAUUAUCUCCGGAGGGAUUGUUCCGGUUUGAGGGUCCAGCAUUCAAUACAAUACAGGAGCUAAUCCUUCAUCAAUAUCAGUCAGGCAGUCCUGUCACUUCACGAUCAGGGGCCAUUUUGAAAACUCCGGUUUUAAGGGAGAAAUGGGAAUUAAACAAUGAUGACGUAGAACUUGUGGAGAAAAUAGGACGAGGAAAUUUCGGAGAUGUUUACAAAGCAAUCCUUCGUCCAGGCAAUAUUUCAGUCGCUGUGAAAACUUGUAAAAUAACCCUCCCGGACGAACAAAAGAAGAAGUUCCUACAGGAGGGACGAAUAUUGAAACAGUAUGAACAUCCGAAUAUUGUUAGAUUUAUCGGUAUUUGCGUGCAGAAGCAACCAAUAAUGAUCGUGAUGGAGCUGGUCCCUGGCGGAUCUUUACUCAACUACCUCAGGACUAAUGCGGACAAACUUUCAACUAAAGGAUUACUAGGAAUGUGCCAGGAUGCUGCCAGUGGAAUGGAAUAUUUAGAAUCUAAAAACUGUAUCCACAGAGAUCUUGCUGCAAGGAAUUGUUUGGAAUUAUGUUGGCAGUACGAUCCUGACGAUCGACCCCAUUUCCAGGAGAUCCAUGCAGCAGUAGAUCUUCUUUAUUCUCGAUUAUUCCGGCGGAGCAGUGGACGAUCUGUUACAUUCGACCAGAAGUCCCUGGCUGGGAGUAUCAGGAAUCUGAGGUUCCAGGAUUCUGGAGCCUGGUUCCAUACUUUCAAGGAUAGGAUGACCCUGAGGAAACCACGAGGAGCUGACCGUCACGCUCAGGGUUCACAAACUAAUCUUCAUGUUUAGAUCAUUUCGUUAUUUCGGUUCAAAAUAUAUUUAUUUAGUUACA
This is a messenger RNA of Eurytemora carolleeae, 2515 nucleotides long. RefSeq names its product tyrosine-protein kinase Fer. Gene Ontology annotation, biological process: peptidyl-tyrosine phosphorylation. Gene Ontology annotation, molecular function: non-membrane spanning protein tyrosine kinase activity; ATP binding. The transcript is spliced from 13 exons. The record is from RefSeq and is a predicted model, not a curated record. The coding region runs from base 49 to 2472 and encodes 807 amino acids. NCBI's taxonomy places the organism in Eukaryota, Metazoa, Arthropoda, Copepoda, Calanoida, Temoridae.